Messenger RNA from Triticum urartu, 4665 nucleotides. Lineage: Eukaryota; Viridiplantae; Streptophyta; Magnoliopsida; Poales; Poaceae. The record is from RefSeq and is a predicted model, not a curated record.
UCCGCAGGGUUGGCCGUGCCGUCGUAACGAGGAGGCAGGUCUGGCUUGAACUUGUCGGGCCACGCGACGCUGCGUAGCUCGACUUCCAAGAGGCUCAACUCGCCGGCUUGGUUAUCGACUUCGUUGUUUCCUGCUCUAAACCACCAUCGGGUCGUCCCCUUAUAUACACGGGUUGACGCCAGGUGGCCUACAGAGUCCCGGCCGGCUCAUAAUCGUGUCUGACUCGGUGACUUUCUUUACAUGUCUUUCUGUACAAGUAUUUCCUUAUAUGUAGCGGUUUACUUACAAUAUCGGGCCUCAAGCCGGCCCCAGGCCUUUGGGCCUUCCAUAAGACUUAAUAAACUACAAACUUGGAUGUUUACUGAGCUUCUUGCGUAACCCGCCAUUGAAGCUGACCCGGCUCCUCCUGGGCGGGUCUCAACUGAUAGUAAUAUCCCCAACAUUAGGCCCAGGUUGACUUUGAACUUUGUUCUUUGUCAAUCUUCAAUACUUAGUCAGAAUCCAUCCUCUGUCUGAAAACUUCUGUAACCCGCUGUGAUGUUAUCUUUUGAAAACACAAAAACCUUCAUGACGUCAUCUUACAACGGAUCUUUCAUUUUUUAAUACCUUCCGAGAAUCGAGGCAUCUGUUCAGUUCGAUAAUUAUUAUUGGGUCUCCUUGAUUUUCGCGCCCGCCUGUUUGCAUAUGCCCUUAUAGAUAGGCACGCGGCCGGUCCUUCCCAUUCUCCUUUCUUCCUCAUCUUCUUCCUCUAGCAACCUCCGUCGCUGCUCGAGCUCCGCCGCACCGCAACUCUCAUCGUCGUCGUCAAGCUUGGCCGCUGCAUUACCCCGAGUCCGACCAGAGGACGCGACGACUCUUCGCGGCAUGCCUGCAUCUCGUAAGUUUUCUUCUCUCACACACCUAGAUCUGUUCUAGGUUUGCAAGUUCUUCAGUGUUCUUCACCUGUUCGCCAUGGAUCAUCUUGUAGAUCUUCUCCGCAACUUCUUUUGAUCCAAAGAAGAAAUAUAACUCGUGCGGUAGUUGUUUGGUAUUUAUUUUUGAUGUCAGUAGAUCCCUUUUGUCUGUAUAGAUGCUUCUUUACAGUCGAUGAACUCAUCUGUACUAGGUUUUUAUGUCUAGAAUAUUUUCCUUUUUGAAACAGCCUUUUGAUCCAAAAUGAUAAUGAUAGCUUGGUGAAACUUGUUUAUGCCAACACUUAGUUGAAUCUGUUUUCCGAAGAAAUCUGUAGUCAUGGCGGCUUACCAUUCCGGCUUUAUUUUCCUUAUAUGUCAUUAGCCCUUAGUUAAGCCGCCGUUACUUGUUUUAGAAUUUCAACCUUUAACUGUUAAUUGACCCGGCACUUUAUUUUUCCUUUCCAGUCCCUUGUUCAUCAUGCCGUCAAAGACACCCACCAUCUGCAAUUGGGUUCCCUCAACCAUAACUGAGGAGCAUCUGAAAGAGUUCUUCCUCGUUGGGUUUCUGCCUUCAAAGAAUGUCAUGUCUUAUCGUCCUCCUGACCCGGAGGAAGAACGUCCCAAUCCAAAAGACAGAGAAGUGAUUAUCUUCACUGACCACAUGAACCGUGGCUUUUCACCACCCGGUUCAAAAUUCUUCAGAGAGGUCCUUCAUUUUUUCAAACUCCAUCCUCAGGACCUUGGACCCAAUUCUAUUUCCAACAUUUGUAACUUCCAAGUGCUCUGUGAGGCAUAUCUUCAGCAAGAGCCCACCAUAGAGCUGUUUAGAGAGUACUUUUAUCUGAAUCGUCAGAAUGAAUGCACCAAUGGUUCUAGCUUAGAACUUGGAGGCAUCUCGAUUCAGCGCCGUCAGGGUGCUGUUUUCCCUCUCAUCGUCUUACCGAGCCACCCAAAGGACUGGAACCAAACUUGGUUUUAUUGUCAGGAUACUUCUCCAGCAAAUGAGAAGCCUCUGCCGGGUUACCGCCCUAGUCAUGUUGAUUCCAAGUUCACCCUUCCGGAUAAGCUUACCGCCGCUGAACCGGUGAACUUAUCUCCAUUAGAAGAAUCAACGGCUUUUUGGGUAAUGGUUUAACCGGAGUAGAUCUGACCUGUUGCUGGAUCUCAUGGCGGGUUAUUCCAUUAAGUCGUCGAUCUCAACUGAUGUAUGAAUAUGACGGAAGCCCAGACAACCCUCUUCGUCACAGCCCAGUUGAACUCACCGAAGAAGACAUUGUUUCGAUGUCAACCCUUUUGGUAAAUGGGAAGUACGAAGAUUGCAGUAUUGUUGGGUUGAGUCCCUUCUGCAAGAUUAAUCCGGCGCCAAAAGCCAAUUCUGACUUCUGGAAGGUGAAAUAUGACCACGAAGCUGCCAAGAAGGCGAAAGCCGCCGCUAUGAACACCAAGAAGACGACCCAGAAAUCAAAGAAGAAGAAGAAAACUACUGCUGAGGAUUUAAUGAAGCUUGAUGACUCGUCUGACUCGGAGGAUGACACUGGGGCUAGUCAAGCCGGGGAACCAGAGCAACAGCAUGAAAGCCGUCGUGAAGUUGAGAUCGAAGAUGAGCCGGCUGUCGUCCCUGAACAGACCCCUCGGAAACGUCCGAACGAGGAGGUGUCUCAUUCCUCGGGCAACUCAUCACAAACACAAUUUCGGGCUUUCAAGACUGCUCCUGGCGGUCAAGCUAAGUCCAAGAAAGCGAAGCCAACAAAACCAGUGGAAGACCCGCCAGCACUGGCAUCUGAGCCGGCUAGGCCACCUUCUCCAUUAACUGUCGCCCCAGAAGACCCGCCUAUUGUUCAUGAAGCAAAUCCUCCAGAGCCAUCCCUUGUCAAGAACACUAUUACCCCUUCUGCAGCUGGUCCAUCAAGCUCAACCGACCCACCGUCUCCCCGUGUUCAAGAUGUUCAAAUUACUGGGAGCCGCUAUGUUGAGCCGGGGAACCCGACGGUAUUGGCACGGUGCACAGCUAAGCAAGAAGCUUUGGAGAGGUGGAAGGUUCGUCUUGAUGUUGCCAACUAUGACCGUCUUAAUGCCAGUGAUAUCUUAUCCGGCUAUCUCAGUCAUGUACACUCCAGUCGUGAUUCUGAGAUUGAGAUGGUCAAGCAGCUUCAAUUGAAGUAUGAGGUAUGUAGUUUCCGGUUUACGAAUAUUCCUUCAGCCCCCAAGUCUGUAGAUUAUGAGAGAAACAGAAUAACCUGUAGACUUACAAUAUAGACCGAUACCUUUACUUCUGAAUAUUUGCCUGAUAUUGGUAGAACAAGACUUCACCCAUAGUCCCCAAGGACUGGUUUAUUUAAUCAUUAGUGAAUCGGUACUUCAGAAUUGAACACCAUCUGUAAAAUACUUAACAUUCCGGUUUAUCUUUGAUAACCUUGCUGAACUGUGUACAUUAGCCCCCAAGUACCAAGUGUUGUUACUUUGUAAAGGACUUGGGACUUCUAAUAUGCUGGUAGAGUCAUAAAAAAUUGAUUUGGCAUACAUUAGCCCCCAAGUGCCAAGUGGUUUAUUCGUAAAGUACUUGGGACUUUGAAUUUUGAAUAUGUAUACUGGAAUUUAAAACCAAAUCUUGACUUAUCUGAAUGUUUCACAUAAUGCAUUAUCUGAACUGAACUCCCAAUUGACUGACGCAAAGACCCGGCUAGCAAGCCAGGAGUCAGAAAUCAAAUCUUCCACCUCCAAAUUGCAAAUGAGCCUCUCUGAAACGGAGACUUUGAAGACCAACUUUGCCGCCAAAGAGAAAACUUGGGAGAAUGAGAAAACACUCCUGACCCGCCGAGCUGAGACAGCCGAAACAGCUCUGAAAGAAAUUUCAAUAUAGCUGAACAAUUUGAAGGGCCGGGUAUCUUAGAUGGUUGCUGCGAUUUUUGGUAAGCCGUCUGAAUUGAUCUUGAAUAUAAUUUUUGUCAAACCGGAAUAUGAUCCGCCAACUAACUCUGUUAAAAAUAUAUAUAGGUCCGCGAAGCAAAAAUCUGAGCCAAGACCCGUUGAUUAAACUGAAGGCAGUAUACACCUUGGUUCAACAAUUGUACAUUGGUACACAACGGGCUCUGGCCGCUAUCUCUCCGGUAAUCAAGGAUCCAACUGGCUUAGCGAUGUCCUGAAGAAGCUAUCCAUCCUUCCUGCUAGAUUCCAAGAGGUAAAACGCUCAUGUGCGUGAGCCGGUGCACUGACUGCCCUAAGCCGCUCCAAAGCUUGGGUGCCAGACCUAGACCCGGCGGACAUUGCAAGGGGCUAUCCUACCGUGAAGGAGGACGAGUCUCCUUUUGAUCAAGAGGACUUUAUAGCCUGCGUCCGUGAAGUCCGGCCUCAGGUGACUAGCCUUGGAGAUGAUACCAACAUGGACAAAUACCAACCGGGUUUUGAUAGUGCAAAUAAGAAGAUGGCCACUCCUUCAUAAAAAGUUGCUGAUCUAAUCCCACCUGUGAGAGAAGAUACCUUUGCCCCGGAAAUUGACCCGGUCGGCCUGAUUGACGACAAAGCUGAAUUUGUCGCCAUGAAUGGCUUUGAUUGGUCCAAAUCCAACUUCCAGCAGACUCAAGAUGGUGAACCGGUGAGGGAAGGACAAUGAUCAUCUUCAUGGGCUUAUAAAGCCGUGUAAUAGCUUAACUGUUUAGAACACCGCGUUUUUGCUUAUGCCAUCGUGCAAAAAACACUUCCAUGUGAAUCUGUGCUUCCGGAUGCCAAUGUUUAAUGCUGUCUUAAGCAUCAUUUAAUGCUUGUCUCUGCAAUA